AUGAUCGGUCUGAGGCGUGAUCAGCAGCUCAUGCCAGGGUCCUUUGGGCCUGAAGACUACAUUGACUUCUACGACAACCCUUUUGAAACACUUGAUGAGAUUCAAACUGCUUGGAAGGACCGCGAGCCGCCUGUUUCCUGGUCGGCAAAGAACCUCUCAGAGAUCGACGUCGCUGAUAUCGAUUGGCAUAAAUACGACCCUCCAGCUGCACUCAGAAAGGCCCCCAAUAUCACAUCUCAAGUUCUGCUUGAUAUUCUUUGGACGUCACUCGAGAAUGUCAAGGCUAGUAACCUCGAGGAAGAUCGCCAAAAGCAAGAAGCUGAGGAGCAACGGAGGCUGGCCGAGGAAGACAAGGGCAAGGGCAAGGAGCCAUAUCUGCCCAUCAUUAUUCCAGCCGACACUUCUGCUCAACCGGUUACUACUCCACUGGUCUCUAUCAUAUGUCAAGUCGGCACACCUGUAACCACAAACACACCCGAAGCCAUCACGAAAGCAAAGGCCAACAAGAAGCGUCUGUUUGCGCUCCGUCGAUUAUUCCAACGGAGGCAUGAGAAGGGUGAAAGCAGUGCCACUGGGGCAGCUCUCGGGGCAUUACGAGAGCAGGUUGAGUCGCCAGGGCCAUUCUCUAGUCGAUUCGGUCGCUUAAAAAAGCCGAACCCUGAGGAAGAGGUCGAGUGCGUGUCCUGCCUCGAUGACUUCCACCCCAAGGACGUCAUCAGGGUAACAUGUCACAGCUACUGCCAUGAUUGUUUUGUCCGGCUCAUUACUGCUGCGUGUCAAAAUGAGCAGCAAUGGCCUCCAAAGUGCUGCUUAAACGAGAUCCCUUUCAAGACGAUCCUGCGGUUCAUCCCGACCGACCUCAAGAAGACAUUUGACGACCGAUCCAAGGAGUGGGAGAUCCCCGUCAGCGAACGUGUUUACUGCAGCAGCCCAAGCUGCAGCCUCUGGAUCAGUCCCAAGCGCAUCGAUGCCAGUAGACGCCAAGGAGUCUGCGAUAAUUCUCAUGUGACAUGCACGAUAUGCCGUGCUCCCGCUCACGGAGGAGAGGAAUGCCCGCAGGACAAUGACAUGAACCUUACCAAUCUCUUGGCUGAAGAGGAAGGAUGGAAAAGAUGCUUCAACUGCAACGCCCUGGUAGAGCACAGGGAGGCUUGCCAACACAUGACUUGCCGAUGCGGUACUCAAUUCUGCUAUGUCUGUUGCCGGCGAUGGCGGACAUGCGGCUGCACGAUGGAGCAGCUCACUGCACACAAGGACGGUGCAGCAGCUCGACGUGCUGAGAGAAGAGCCAAAGAAGUGGCUGAAGCCGAAGAGUUGCGCCAAAUUCUACUUCAGAUUGAGGAGUUUGAACGAGAAGAAGCCCUCAAGGCAGAACUACUGCGUCAGGAGCAGGAGAGGCUGGAAGAAGAGCGUCGGCAACGCGAACUUGAGGAAAGAGUCCGGCAAGAGAGUAUCCGCCGCAGGGAUAUUGAAAUCAAGUAUCAAGAGUUGCGUGUUUUACUUAACGAUUUGCACGAUUUGCAGCAAGUGUUGGUUGAUGUCGAUCAAGAAAAGGAGGCUGAGGAGUUGGUCAUCGAAACCAGGGCUGCAAAGGAAGAGCUCUCAAAGAAGCACGAAACCGAGAGGUCUGAUUUGGAGUCCCUCAUGAGGACAAAGAUAGCUGAGAAGGAGUACACGCUUAACAAGGACUUUCAGAUCCGAGCAGCCGAGGAGAGCAAGAUCGAGGAGGCCUACCACGAGCGACUUCAAGAAUACUGGAAGGACAAGAAGGACGGAGAACAGGAGAUCGAGGCUUCCAUGCUAGCCCUGAAGAAGCGCAUGGACCAGAAGCACCACUCGUGGCAGAAGUGGAAAGCUGGGGAGCUGAAGAAGUAUGAAGCUUCACUCGAGGAUAAUAGGACAUUCCGCGAGGAGCUCAUGUACAGUGCCAAGCACAGAUUGAGCGAUUCUUACAAAGAGAAGGAGGCGGAGAUGAUGAGACGGAUGGCAGCUGAGAAGAAGUGGCUCGAGGUUGUGAUUUUGGAAAGGGAGAGGUUGCUGGGUGAGUGGGAGGUUCAGGAGGUUGAAGGAGACGCAGAUAGCCUGUUCGGGAGAGAGUCUGAGGAGUUUGUGGAUGCCCGUGAGGCUUUGGGCACAGCUUCCCCCCUCAAGAUAUUCGAUGUCACUCGGAAACAGGACCGUUUUCUAUAUGCUCUUGCGCCUAUGGUGCGGUACGGAAAGCUCGCCUUCAGACAGACAGUUCACAAGUAUGGCGUCGACCUCUGCUGGACUCCCAUGGUUCUGGCCAAGGAGUUCAAUCGUAAUAGCUUUGCUCGAGAUAGCGACUUGACCAUCUCCAGCAAACCCAACCAGCCUGCAACCAUUGUGCAGUUCGGAGCCAACGUCCCCCUCGAGCUAGCUCGAGCAUCUGCCCUCGUUGCGCCCGACGUUCAGGGCGUCGACCUCAACUGCGGGUGUCCACAGUCCUGGGCCUGCGCUGAGAAGUUGGGCGCCGCCCUGAUGAACCAUCGCGAGUUGGUCCGCGACAUGGUUGUCGAGACUCGACAGCGCCUGGCCAGUGACGGAUGGGGUGUUGGCCUCGAGGCCGAUAUGGAAAACUCCAAGGGCCGGAGCGUGAGUGUCAAGAUUAGGAUACAUAAGGAUCUGAGGCAGACCAUGGACUUCCUCGACACCGUGAUAGGACAUCCUCAGAACCGCCUAGUUGACUGGGUUACUAUCCACCCAAGGACAAGAUCAACGCCAUCCACCGUCCCAAUUAGAACCGAGGCACUCGAGAUCCUGACGGAGAAGUAUGCUGGCACGCUCCCGAUCCUCCUGUCAGGAGACGUCUUUGACCUCAGCACGCUCCCUUUCCAGCCCACAAUCACCACCAACAACGACGCCCCCUUGCCGUCCUUGGACAAGCUGGUCCUCAACGACACCAACUCGGCCGUCAACCUGCCAAAGCCGAGCAACACCCACCUCUCCGGCUUCAUGUCCGCCCGCGGCCUGCUCGCCAACCCAGCCAUGUUCGCCGGUCACGAGGCCUGCCCCUGGGAGGCCAUCGAGACCUUCAUGUGCAACGUUGCCCGUGCACCACUCCCCUUCAAGCUGGUGCAGCACCACAUCAUCGAGAUGACUGCACCCGGGAUGGGUCCUGACAAGUCAUGUCUCCUGGAUAAAAAGGAGCGUGCAGAGCUCAUGAAGCUGACGAAUACAUGCGAGAUCAUGGACUUUCUCGAUGACAAGAUUGAUGAGAAGACGGGGAGAACUGGUGGCCUCAGACGAGACCUAUGA
Fusarium keratoplasticum is the source of this 3276-nucleotide messenger RNA. RefSeq names its product RING-type domain-containing protein. Gene Ontology annotation, molecular function: zinc ion binding; flavin adenine dinucleotide binding; tRNA dihydrouridine synthase activity. Bases 1 to 3276 code for a protein of 1091 amino acids. Gene Ontology annotation, biological process: tRNA processing. The transcript has 6 exons. The record is from RefSeq and is a predicted model, not a curated record. Lineage: Eukaryota; Fungi; Ascomycota; Sordariomycetes; Hypocreales; Nectriaceae.